Colletotrichum siamense is the source of this 1092-nucleotide messenger RNA. Its product is annotated as Zinc-type alcohol dehydrogenase-like protein. NCBI's taxonomy places the organism in Eukaryota, Fungi, Ascomycota, Sordariomycetes, Glomerellales, Glomerellaceae. The coding region runs from base 1 to 1092 and encodes 363 amino acids. The transcript has a single exon. The record is from RefSeq and is a predicted model, not a curated record. Gene Ontology annotation, molecular function: oxidoreductase activity.
AUGGCGUCCCAGCAAGUCUUCCGUUUACCUCAGCGCAACUCCAUCCAGGACCUCCAACUUAGCACUGAGCCUAUUCUGUCGCCCUCGUCCUACGAAGUCCUCAUCCGUAUUCGCAGUGUCGCUCUCAACUUCCGCGACUUCGCUGUCGCGACCGGAAAGUACCCCUUCCCUGUCAAAGACAAUGUUGUUCCUUGCUCCGACCUCGCCGGCGACGUGAUGAAAGUUGGGCAACAUGUUGAUGGGUUUGCUGAGGGAGACAAGGUUGUCGCGGCUUUCGAUCUCAGCACCCUCUAUGGCCCGAUGAAAGAUUGGGACCAUAGCCUGGGAGGUGUUUUUGAUGGAGCUCUGAGGCAAUACAUCGUCCUGCCUACGUCAGCUCUGGUCAAGGUUCCAUCGGACUCGCAGUUGAGCUACUCAGAGCUGUCAGCCUUGGUGUGCACUGGUUCUACAGUGUGGAACUCACUGUACGGCAACACCGUGCUUAAGCCGGGCCAGACCGUUCUCUGCCUUGGUGAGUUCUACCAGGCGAGGAUUGAGCGUUGCGAAACCGAUUGCGUUGCAGGAACUGGUGGCGUGUCAAUUACCGGACUGAUGCUAGCCAAAGCCGCUGGGGCGACUACCAUCAUCACGUCUUCCUCUGACUCCAAGCUGAAAUACGUCCAAGAGACCUACGGAGCCGACCAUGUGAUCAACUACAAGUCAAAGCCUAACUGGUCUGAUGAGGUUCUCAAGAUCACCAAAGGCCAGGGAGCGGACUUCAUCCUCGAGAACGGAGGCGCUGGAACGAUUGCCCAAAGUAUCAAUGCCGUCGCAUAUGGAGGAUCUAUCGCCGUAAUCGGCUUCCUCGCGUCCUGCCCCCAGGAUCAGAUGCCGGACGUGGCUGCCCUGGCUUUGUCUAAGGGAGCUGUUGUUCGUGGAAUCAUGGUCGGAUCUAGACAGCACCUGGAGGAGGUUACACGAUACGUGGUGGCUCGCGGAUUGAAGGUUCCCGUAGAGAAGGAAUUCGGAUUCGGGCGGGAUGAGGUGGUUGCUGCCUUUGAGUAUCUCUCAACUGGAGCACAUGUUGGCAAGGUUUGUAUCAAGGUUCAGUGA